AUGGGCAACUGUUUGGUUGUUUGUUGCGUGAAAGCUGUGGGAAAGGAAAUUGCUCGAUGCAUACGAUAUGAAUUAACACCGAGAAAGUGGCAUCAUGUGGCAAUAUCGCAUGUGUAUUCUCGUUGGUCCAAAAGUGAGAUCCAGUGCUUCGUUGAUGGCCAAAUGAUUGAAUCCUUCGACGUGCCUUGGCUGGUUUCGACAACGGAUCACUUUGACAAGUGUAGCAUUGGUUGUGGCCCGGAUGGCGAGGAACCAUUUUGUGGCAAAGCUGCUGCUUUGUAUGUGUUUGCGGAAUCGAUAACUGCCUCACAAGCCAAUGCUCUGUAUUGCUUGGGUCCGUCUUAUCAAAGCUGUUUUCGGCACGAGGCUGAAGCUGUCCUGUCCGAUGAUUUAAAAAAGUAUUUGUUUGAUGGUAAGCUGAAUUCCUCGAUCGUCAUCGCAUACUCACCGAAGAAUUGCGAUGGACAGCUGUGCUUACAUUCGGCCUCCAAAAUUGGCGCUCCUUUCUUCGUGCAAAUCCCCCAUGCUAUUAUGAAAGAG
Molecule: messenger RNA, 540 nt
Organism: Gongylonema pulchrum
Lineage: Eukaryota; Metazoa; Nematoda; Chromadorea; Rhabditida; Gongylonematidae
Source: the annotation of a GenBank genome assembly